Molecule: messenger RNA, 1465 nt
Organism: Amblyraja radiata (thorny skate)
Lineage: Eukaryota; Metazoa; Chordata; Chondrichthyes; Rajiformes; Rajidae
Exons: 10
Coding region: 16-1224 (402 amino acids)
Biological process (GO): mitotic cell cycle checkpoint signaling
Cellular component (GO): kinetochore
Source: RefSeq, a predicted model, not a curated record
GACCUCCCCUUUAACAUGGCGUCAAAGCCAAUGGGCGCUUUUUGGCGGGCUUUGGAGUUUGAACGAACGGACGGCGGCAACGGCAACAAGAUGGCGUCCGCGGCGGUGGCGGUGAUGGUGACGGCCGAGCUGCUUAAAGAGGUAGAAUCAGCAAGAAAUCUCCCUAAAACAGAGGAAUGUACAACAGAGGAAGGCCCUACUGUCGUUCAGCAUGCGAUGGGUUUUCGGAGGAACCAGAAGAUGACGUUUCGGCAGCUGAAGACUUGUGCUUUGUUGUUGGAUCUGGUGAAAAACAGUGAUGCUACCACGAUUAAAGAAAUCACACAGCAGCAGGACAUCCAGCUGAAAGUCAAUGAAACGAGGCAGAGGUGGAAGAGUUUGAAGUCGGAAUCUCGAGUGCAAGAAGAGGAGUUGCAAAACAUCUCCACAAUCCUGCAGAAAUUCCAAGCUUUGGAGACGAAGCAGCAAACUCUGAGGGAAGCUGUGCAGCUGUAUGAAGCAAAGAAACAACAGCUUGAAGAGGCUGCUCAACGGAAGAGGUUACAGCAGAAGGAGAAGCAGAAACUUGGAUUGGGUGAAGAGAAGAGUCGGAUUGAGCGUGGAAUUGAGGAGUGCACUCUGUCUAUCAGCAAAUGUCGAGCUUUAAUACAACAGGCACAAAAGGCAGUCCAGCAACUGGCCAGGAAAAGUGGCUUCAGUGAGAGAGUCAGCCCGUGUGAUGUCCGCACACUGUCACAGCUCCAACAGGUUCUGAAGACCCAGUCAGGUGUGGAAAUCCUUGGGCUCUCCGAAGACCAAGUGAGGCUUCAGUUUGAUCCCUGUGCGUUGAUCUCACUGACUAAGCUCACUCCUCUCGUGCUGACCGUGACCUGGACUGACAAUGGGGCGGCAAAGCUCGAGACCAACUGUGCCUUCCUUGACCUGUCUGAAAUGGAGUUCGUUGAUCUGCCAAACGUCACAGCUGAGAUCUGGAAACGUUACAUGAGCCAAGCGGAACUCUGGGGGGAAAUCCAGGACUUGCAAAACAGGUAUGCCAUUGAUUGGCUGGAAGAUGAACGGAAGAUGAAAUUUCUGCAUUGGAGAGCUGGCCGCUCCUCUAACAUAGUUUACACUUUGUAUGUUGAGCACGGUUACCCUAGCGACGGCGAGGUUAAACUCUGCUCCAUCCAAGAAAACAAUUGUCUGGUUGAACUGGUGAUUAAGAUACAAGUCAUGCAAUGUUGAACUGCUGGCAUUCACCAUCCAUGGUGUUGUUGAAAGGAGAGACGCAUACACACAAAUAUCAGUACAGGAAAUAAAUUUAUUUUUUUAAUGGAACAUUUGAGUAUAAUUGUUUGGUGACAAAGAAAAAACUAUGUAACUGGUUGAUAAUUGAGCCAAUUGCUGAAAUACAGCUUCUUUCUCUUGAGCAAGCUUAUUAAUGCAUUGACUGGCCUCUAAAUAAACAAAAACAUUUUGAAAGAAA